Molecule: messenger RNA, 1728 nt
Organism: Emys orbicularis (European pond turtle)
Lineage: Eukaryota; Metazoa; Chordata; Testudines; Emydidae
Gene: SLC41A2
Product: solute carrier family 41 member 2
Exons: 10
Coding region: 1-1728 (575 amino acids)
Biological process (GO): monoatomic cation transport
Cellular component (GO): plasma membrane
Molecular function (GO): monoatomic cation transmembrane transporter activity
Source: RefSeq, a predicted model, not a curated record
AUGACUAACUGUAAAGGAAGAUCUACCACUACCAAAAUAAAUGGUAAUGGUAAAGCUUAUGAUGGAGAAAGUUUUGUAAAUUGGACUAUAAAUCUAAAUACAAUUCAGUCUGACAAGUUUCUCAACCUGCUGUUGAGUAUGGUUCCAAUUGUUUACCACAAAAAGCAGGAAGAACGACAUAAAAAAGUGAAUGGUGUCUGGCAAGAUGGAUUACAACACACAGGACACAACUUUAAUGUUAGAUCGGAUCAACACACGGAGUACCAUCACUUCUCAGAACCAGCUUUUCAUGGUAGUAAUGGACACAGUCCAUCUAGCUGUAGUCCAAAGUAUGAUGACUUUGCCAGUUAUAAUUAUUGUGAUGGGAUGGACACGUCAGAAACAGAUGCCAUAUUGCAGGAUGACAACUUGUCUAGUGAUGGUGAUGAAGAUGCCAUUGUGGAAAGGAGCAGAAAGCAGCCAAAGGAGUCCAGUAGUAUUAUGGCAUUACAGAUUCUUGUACCAUUUUUGUUAGCAGGAUUUGGAACUGUUUCUGCUGGUAUGGUUUUGGAUAUUGUGCAGCAUUGGGAAGUGUUCAGAAAUGUUACUGAAGUUUUUAUCUUGGUUCCUGCACUACUUGGUCUCAAAGGUAAUUUGGAAAUGACCUUGGCAUCUAGACUAUCAACUGCAGUAAAUGUUGGGAAAAUGGAUUCUCCCAUUGAGAAGUGGAACCUAAUAAUUGGCAAUUUGGCCUUAAAACAGGUCCAGGCAACGGUAGUUGGUUUUCUAGCAGCAGUGGCAGCAGUCACACUGGGCUGGAUUCCAGAAGGCAAAUAUCGCCUUGAUCAUUCAAUCCUUUUGUGUUCUAGCAGUGUAGCAACUGCCUUCAUAGCAUCUCUUCUACAGGGGAUAAUAAUGGUUGGAGUUAUUGUUGGAUCAAAGAAGACUGGCAUAAAUCCUGACAAUGUUGCCACACCUAUUGCAGCGAGUUUUGGAGACCUUAUCACUCUUGCUAUACUAGCUUGGAUAAGUCAGGGUCUUUAUAAUUGCCUUGAGACAUACUACUAUAUAUCUCCUUUAGUUGGUGCCUUUUUCUUGGCUCUGACUCCUAUGUGGAUUGUAAUAGCUGCCAAAUAUCCAGCUACAAGAACUGUUCUCUAUUCAGGGUGGGAGCCUGUUAUAACUGCUAUGCUUAUAAGCAGCAUUGGUGGCCUUAUUCUGGACACAACUGUUUCUGAUCCUAAUUUGGUUGGGAUUGUUGUGUAUACUCCAGUAAUCAAUGGUAUUGGUGGUAAUUUAGUGGCAAUUCAAGCUAGCAGAAUUUCUACCUAUCUCCAUUUACAUAGCAUUCCUGGAGAGUUGCCAGAAGAAGCAAAGGGUUGCUAUUACCCAUGCAGAACCUAUUAUGGUACAGGAGUAAAUAACAAAUCAGCCCAAGUUCUUCUCCUUUUGGUGAUUCCUGGGCAUUUAAUUUUCUUGUACACCAUCCAUUUAAUGAAAAGUGGUCAUACCUCUUUGACUCCAAUUUUUAUAGCAGUAUAUUUGUUUGCAGCCCUGCUACAGGUGUUUACUUUGUUAUGGAUUGCUGACUGGAUGGUGCACCACUUCUGGAAAAAAGGAAAAGAUCCUGACAGUUUUUCUAUCCCUUACCUUACUGCGUUGGGAGAUCUGCUUGGAACUGCCUUAUUAGCUAUGAGUUUUCACUUUCUGUGGCGCAUUGGUGAUAGAGAUGGGGAUGUUGGAGACUAA